AUGCGGAAGCAACUAAAGGUUGUGAGCAAGGCAGAAGAGGAAGUGAAACUGAAAGGAACGUCAAGAAAAUUUCUGGUUAUGCCUGAGCCUUGGUUAAAUCACGGCGCAGGAUGCUGUGGAAAGACGCCGAGGAGAAGAAAGGAAGGGCGGCUGGCAAGGGAAGGAAGGGUGAUCAGACUCUUAGAAAAGAUAAAGCUCUGCCUUUCAAAGAAUCUACCACCUCGCACUGACCGCAAGGAGUCUGACCAUGACUUUGCCAUCUCCACCUUCCAUGGGGUCCAUGACAUUGUCCGGAACCACAGUAGAAUUCGCAAGGUGGUCCCAGGCUCCAUGGGGCUCAUGGUCUGGCAGAUCUAUAGCCGUCUGGCCAACUACUUCAGGUGACCCCGCCCCAUGACAUCUACGGAGGCACAAUAUGUGGAGAAGACAGAGUUCCCGGCCAUGACCUUCUGUAAUUUAAACAGGUUCCAAACAGAAGCUGCAGCCACAUUUGGCGUUAUUUUUUUCUUAUGGAAUAUCAUAUCCAAAGUCCUUCAUCCUCAGGAAAUCAGUACCAAUUCCACUGGCUCUAAAGAGGCUAUUGAUUUUCUUGCAAGCGAGCAAAACUUCAGCAUUACGCAGUUUGUCAAGACAAAUGGUUUUUAUCUCAACAGUAGCACUUUGUUAGAAUGUGACUUUUUUGGAAAGCCAUGGGGCCCAGAGGAUUUUGCACAUGUAUUCACUGAAUAUGGAAAUUGUUUUAAUCACGGUGAAAAUAUCCAAGCAAAGGAAAAGAUGUUUCCGGAAGAGGCUUGCUUAAGCUUGCUCUUCAAUGUCAAUCAGGAGGAGUUUACUGAUGACCCAACCCUUGGCUUUGUCGACACUGGGAUCAUCUUUAUUAUCCACUCACGGAUGAAGGUGCCGCAGUUUGAUGGGUUAGGCUUGCCAUCACCUGUAGGAAUGCAUGCUCGGGUGACCCUCCGCCAGGUGCAGACAGCCCAUCAAGAAUACCCUUGGGGAGAAUGCAACGCUCACAUGAAGCUGCAAAAUCUCAGGACCUACAGCACCUCUGGCUGUUUGCAGGAAUGCAAAGCUUGGCACAUAGAGAAGCAGUGUGGAUGUCUGUCUUUUCUGCUUCCUGGAAAUGGCAUAGAGUGUGACCUACAAAAGUUUUACAACUGUGUGUCUCCUAUACUCAACCACACUGAAGUUAAGGGAUUAUGUACAAUGGGAACUCAUAAUUCCAGCUGCCCUGUUCCUCCUGAAGAAACAGAAUACCCUGAGGCCAUUUCUUAUUCUACUUUUCCGAGUCAAAAAGCUUUGAAACAUCUUUCCAGGAAGUUGAAUCAAAGCCAGCAAUAUAUCAGGGACAAUCUUGUGAACGUUGAAAUAAACCGUAGUGACGUAAACUAUAAAGUAACCCAGCCUCAAAAAGCAGUGAGUGUGUCUGAGUUACUUGCAGAUCUUGGAGGUCUGCUGGGCCUAUUUUGUGCCAGCGUGAUUACAAUGAUAGAAAUCACUGAGUAUAUAUUCACCAGUUUCUACUGGAUAUGCAUUUUGUUCUUGCUGAAGAUCCCUGAAGUGAGCCAGGGGGCUCCUGCACCUCAGGUUCAUCUGGGGAAUAAAAACAGCACACAGGAAUGCUGA
Molecule: messenger RNA, 1626 nt
Organism: Eubalaena glacialis (North Atlantic right whale)
Lineage: Eukaryota; Metazoa; Chordata; Mammalia; Artiodactyla; Balaenidae
Gene: ASIC5
Product: acid sensing ion channel subunit family member 5
Biological process (GO): sodium ion transmembrane transport
Cellular component (GO): membrane
Molecular function (GO): ligand-gated sodium channel activity
Source: RefSeq, a predicted model, not a curated record